CUGCACGACACAACAGGUUCCAACGACCUGACGGCGUCGCCCAUCAUGGAGAUCGACAGCGCUGAUACGAAGACGAUUUCUCGCAAAAACACACAUUCCAAUGGCGCCGUCCAGGUGAAGCGACGGACAGACCUCAUCCCGCGAGAGGAGCGGGAGAAGAUCCGCCGGCUCAGGGAGGCGAACAAGACGUACGGCCGCGGCAAGAACGUCAACCUGAAGGCAAUCAACGACAAGAAGCUGCGCAGGACCCUGACACGAAGCGAGCAAAAGUACCGCGACGCCACCAUCAAGGCCAAGGAUGCCGAGAUCCUGCUCGAGAACAGCGGCGGCUUCCUCGAGCCCGAGACGGAGCUCGAAAGGACGUACAAGGUCCGCCAGGACGAGAUCACCGAGGGCGUCAGCGCCACGACGGCGCAGAAGCGCUUCGAUCUGAAGCUUGAGGAACUCGGACCGUACGUUGCCGAGUACACCCGUAACGGCAGGGAAUUGCUGCUGGCUGGACGCAAGGGUCACAUUGCAACGUUCGAUUGGAGGGAAGGCAAGCUGGGUUGCGAGAUCCAGCUUGGGGAGACGAUUAGGGAUGUGCGAUGGCUUCACAACAACCAGUUCUUCGCAGUCGCCCAGAAGAAGUACACCUACAUUUACGACAGGAAUGGUGUGGAGAUUCACUGCUUGAAGAAGCACGUGGAGGUGUCACACUUGGAAUUCCUCCCCUACCAUUUCCUCCUUGGUACAGUGGCGGCGACUGGUUUUCUCAAGUACCAGGACGUCUCUACCGGAAACAUCGUAGCCGAAUUUCCCACCAAGCAAGGUCCACCGACGUCCCUGACCCAUAACCCUUGGAACGCGGUCCUCCACCUCGGCCACCAGAACGGCACAGUGUCUCUCUGGUCACCAAACCAGUCAGAACCCCUCGUCAAGUUGCUGGCUCACCGAGGUCCUGUGAGAUCAUUGGCUGUUGACCGUGAAGGUCGGUACAUGGUGUCGACGGGACAGGACUGCAAGAUGGCUGUUUGGGAUAUUAGAAUGUUCAAGGAGGUCAACAACUACUUCACAAGACAACCUGCGUCCUCAGUAGCCAUCUCGGAUACCGGUCUGACGGCCGUUGGCUGGGGCACUCAGACUAGCGUCUGGAAGGACCUGUUCCAGAAGAACGAGCCUGUUCAGCAGAAGGUGCAGAGCCCCUAUAUGGGUUGGGGUGGUGAGGGCAAGCGCAUCGAACGGGUGAGGUGGUGCCCCUUCGAGGAUGUCCUCGGAAUGGGUCACGACCAAGGAUUUUCAUCCAUCAUCGUUCCUGGCGCUGGAGAGGCCAACUUCGACGCCCUCGAGGUCAACCCGUUCGAGACUGCCAAGCAGAGACAGGAGGCCGAAGUCAAGGGUCUGCUGAACAAGCUCCGACCCGAGAUGAUCGCUCUCGACCCCAACUUCAUCGGAAACAUCGAUCUGAGGUCGGAGAAGCAGCGUCGGGAGGAGAAGGACCUGGAUGCCAAGCCCCUGUCGAUAGAGGAGGAGAUCCGCAACCGGGCGAGAGGCAAGAACGGCGCGUUGAAGAAGUACCUGAGGAAGCAGAGGAAGAAGAACAUCAUCGACGAGAAGAGGAUGAAGGUGGACGCCAUCUGGGAGCAACAACAGAAAGCGAGGGAGAAGAAGCACCAGGAGGUCGAGGCCGAUCUGGGACCGGCGCUGUCGAGAUUCGCGCGCAAGGAGUAA
Colletotrichum karsti is the source of this 1710-nucleotide messenger RNA. RefSeq lists its product as uncharacterized. NCBI's taxonomy places the organism in Eukaryota, Fungi, Ascomycota, Sordariomycetes, Glomerellales, Glomerellaceae. The record is from RefSeq and is a predicted model, not a curated record. The transcript is spliced from 2 exons. Gene Ontology annotation, molecular function: protein binding. Gene Ontology annotation, biological process: maturation of SSU-rRNA from tricistronic rRNA transcript (SSU-rRNA, 5.8S rRNA, LSU-rRNA). Gene Ontology annotation, cellular component: small-subunit processome; nucleolus; 90S preribosome.